AUGAGUAAUUUACCUAACUGGACCAAUGGCAUAGAAGGUGAGAGAGACCAAGGGGAUAUGAAGAACACUAACAGGGAUAUACCAAUCGGAGACCCCACAUAUGAAUGUAGAAUGAAGGGAGUGAAGAAAUUGGGAUGUUACAAUGAGGUUACUAAUCUGGGGGAACCGGCCAGUUUAUAUAUGGAAACCAAUGCACGUGGAUCCAUGGGAGGAUCUACCCACCUGAAUGUUAGCCUAGGCAGCGGAGGAGAAAUGUGUGAACAAAUAAGUGCAAACAAUGACAUUCGCCAUGAGAGGCAGGAUUUGUGUGCCAAUACUUUGGUGAACUCGGCGUUGAGUGUGAUGAAAAGCCCUCGCCAAAAUGUUGCGCGGAAUCAGGAUAAACCAGGUAUCCCAGGGGAAGGAAAUAAUAAAGCAAGUGACUACCAGAAUGGACAUAUGAAUGCCCACCCGGUUAACCAGGGCGAAGCCAUACCCAUCGUGGAAGGCGAAGAAUCCAUCCAAGUGAACAAAAAUAAUUUGCAUGCCGGACAGAAGGAAGAAUUGGGGAUUCAAAGGAGCAAUAAUCUCCCGACAGAAGAGGAACAACGGGAUGGACGUGCCAAAUGGAGCCUCCAAGAAGAACAUAACAAUAUAAGAAAGGAAAUAAUUCAACCCGCGCAAGGAGAAAGUGACGAUUCAAAAAGGAGUCAUUCGAGCGAUGCCAAUAAUUAUACAUUUCUUGGACAAAGUGAAAGGGAAGAAGUAGUGAUGGAAUGUAUGACGAAUAUACCUAUCCAAGGUGAAACAUUUCCAGUAGAGGAUUCGCGUGGUGAUUACCGCGAUGCUGAUAACGCAAAUUCACCGCCUCCUCAGAGGAAAACAAAUGCAUUGAUCAAUGCGGGUAAUCAGUACGAACCUGCCCAGGUAAAUGCAUUCAACAAUGACAUCAAGGAAGCACACGGAAAAAGCGAGGAAUUGAAACACUCUUCUAAAAAUAACUCGAAUGAUGGAAUCGCCAACAAAUUAACAAGCACAUCACAAGAGGAAGGAAAAAAAAGAGAGAGGAAUUUCAACAUGCAAAAGAAGGAAAAUGGAAAAUAUAAAAAUGAUGAUGAGGUUAUAGAGAAGGAAAAUGGAAAAUAUAAAAAUGAUGAUGAGGUUAUAGAGAAGGAAAAUGGGCCAAAAGUUUGCGCCCACUCUGAUGAGGCAAUAAAUUGUGCUAGUCUAGGUACAGAUGUCAGUAGAAGUAGUAACAGCAUAGGAAACUGCGAAAGAGCUGCAAACAAAAUUCAAAUGGAUAGUCAAAUAUGGAUGGAGCGUGAAAUAACACAAAAUGAAUAUAAAAAAAAAAGAGACUUUACAGAGGUAGGUGAUGAUUCCAAUUUAAGUAACGCCAAAAAGAAAAUUAAUUUUUUUGGCCCCGUUAAUAAUAUCUUAAAAUGUGACCACCAGAGGGAUGGAAACUGUGGUACUGUCGAAUUUGAGGGAACCCAAAUGAGUAUUUCCCCGCGCGAUGCACUAGGGUUUAAUGCGGCAAAGGCCGAUAUGGAAGGAGCCUACAAGCCAAAUAUAAAUGCAUGUGCAUUCAUGCCGACUAGCGAAUUCAUAGCUGCGCACGGAACGGAAAGUGUGCCCCGUGAGGUAGCUACUGGAGAAAGGGAAAGACCAAGCGAUCCUUUACAGUCAUGCGACAUUGCCCUUCCACAAAACGGGACUGUGCAUGCAAACGGCGCACCAAAAGCAUGUUCUACUAUUAAUGCACCCGAAAAUGUAUGUGAGAAAAUGCAGGGCGUCGCAAGACUAGGAAAGCCUAACAUAGUGCCAACAUCGGUGUACUCCAAAAUGGGCGCUAUUCCCACAGGAACGCAUGCAGAAAGUGGAAUCUCCCUACAGAAUAAUAUCGCCUUUGCGCAUGCACCCUUGAGAAAAUUUCCAUGGACACAUUUUGAUGUGCAUGACGCUGAAGGGGAAUUUCCGAAGGGAGGAGAAAAGAGAAAAGAUGGAGAAGAUGAAAAAAACAUAAGUAGAAGAGCAAAUGAAAAAAAAUUAAACAGUCAUAUAAUUGCAAACAACCUUGAAAUCGAAAAUAAAACAGAGCCCACAAUAGGUGUAGAACACGAAAUACCUGUGGAACACAAAAUACCUGUAGAACGCGAAAUAACUAUAAAGUGUGAUAAAAAAACGGAAAACCUUAAGAGCGAAAACAAUUCCAACUGUGUAAAAAACCAGAAAAGCGAAAAAAUCGCGUCCAGUGAAAAAAAUUCCAAAGGCCAAAAAGGCACACCACGAGCGCAAACUGUGCAAACCAUGCAAACUGUGCAAACCAUGCAAACUGUGCAAACCAUGCAAACUGUGCAAACCAUGCAAUCAGUACAAACCAUGCAAUCAGUACAAACCAUGCAAUCAGUACAAACCGCGCAAACCGCGCAAACCACGCAAAUCGCGCUUCACACACCGAUGGAGGAAAUCGCGGAUGCGCCUAACUCCGGCGGUAGUUCUCCCCCAGUUGGAAGCAGGAUGAGCUUGAACGGGGUGUCGCUCGGAAACCUGAACAAGGAUCAGGAGAAUGAGCAGAUGCAGAGGCAAAACUCAAAUCAGUUCCCGUCGCAAGACGAAGAGAAGUACCCGUCCGACAAUCAACCUUCUUCCAUGGACCAAGGGACAAACUCCUUUUCGACAGACCAUCGCAGCAGUGUCGAACCGGUAGGAGAAGAAAACUUGCAGAAGGAUUUCUCUGUGGAAAAUCUAAAAAACGGUGCUACCAUAAGCGAGCACGUAGACAUGUGUACAUUAGGUUCAGAUUCACAAGGAGAGGAGCUGAAAGGGCACCUGUCCUAUGGCACAAAUGGAAUCGUCGAUGAUGGUUUCGCAAGGGAGACUCAUGAGGCAAGUCUCAAAACAGUGGAUGCGGCAAAUGCCCAUCACAUUGGGAAUGAUUUAGACACUGUAAACAACGGAAUUAGCCUACCUACUGGAAGCGAUGUAAAGUGCCUGAGCGACCAGGAUGCGGCUAUCUUUCCAAAUGGCGAUCAGCUGGAGAAUUAUUUGAAUGACCAAAUGAGGACGGACAAUGCGGUGCACAGAAAACUUCCAAUGCACACCAUCCCAAAGGAAACAAUUAAAAAAAAAACAAGUGAAGACACCACCAUCCAGGACAAUGAGAACGAUAACAUGGAAUAUAGGAACAACGAAAUGCUGAUGAGGAAAAUUAGUCAAGAUACGAUCGUUAAUGAUAUUAUGGAAGACAAUAAUAUAUCCAUGGAAAGGAACAAAGAAAUGAUUUUAAAAAAAAUUACCGAAGAGAUAGCCAUCAGCUCUAUACACAAUCCAAAGGUUGGUCAGGUGAAUAAUGAUCGCUUGGUGAAAAACGUAAAUGAGGAGAACACUGCCAUCAAUUGUAUGCAAAGUGACAAUGUAGGAAGUGUGGAUAAAGACAUUAUCCUCCACAAGCUGAAUGAGCACCAAGCCGUGGGAAAAUUGCUUGGCGUGGUGAAUAGUAUUGACGACACGGAAGGCGUGCCCCACAUGAACGGAAGAAGCGACAUACAUCACACGGAAGACUCGAACGAAGAAACCACGCGCGACGACCUGUACCACCAGCAACAACACGCCCUGUACAACCACAACCCCCAGACUGAGAUGAAUGAUCCAAAUUUUAAAGAAGAAAUGAACGCACAAAGUAUAAUGGGUUUCCAGGAUCAUCAAAAUCUAAUUAGCUGCACACAUAACGAAGGGUUCGGAAAUAAUCAGUGCGAGGUAAGGGGCGCAUAUAACAACAACCUAAACAACCACACUAUGGAGAACAACACGAAAGAAGUGGACAGUUGCAGUAACGUAGACUUCACAGAUGACAAGUACAGCCAAUGGUUCGACACUAUCUACACAGUGUGUGUAAAAUUAGACGACCUCUGUUGUAAGUUGAAUUCGGAAUAUCCCCAUUCCAUGAACAUAUGGGAGAGUAACGGCAACCCCAGUGUAUACGAUUUGAAAAGUGCAUUUCAGAACAAUAAUAAUUCAAAAAUAUUUUCACAGAAUAAUCAGAUAGACAAAAUUUCUUCCGGAUUCCCUGGAACAGUUCCAUCCAGUAUUUAUAACGACCUAAACAGUAGUGACAGCAGUGGAAAUAGCAACUACAGAUAUGCAGUUAGCCAGGUGAGCAACCACAAUGAAGGACCAAUGAAAAGACAUGACCACUUCGUCCAGGAUAACUUCGAAAAUGGUCUCUCUGUACGUGUAAAAAAUAACUGCAAAGAUAUAAGACCCAUUUACGGAAUGAAUAACGUAAACACCAACAAUCAAUAUUCCAAGGAUUUGGCUCAUGUGUACUCAGCUUGUGAUGAUCAUUUAAAGAGGAUCCAAACAAAGAAUGAAAAUGGAAAAGGUGGAAGAAAAAUACAACAUGACUAUGCUCUCCAGAGGGAGAUGUACAACCAUGGAAACAACAACGCUCUCCAUGAUAGUACCCUCCUUUAUGACAGAGAAAAAAACUCCAUCAAAACAAACAUGGCAAUCUUACCUGGUGCACUUUCGAAGGAGGCCUUGGAAUUGCUCCACGCGUACGGCAAAGGCGACCCACGUCUGAAUGACAGAUUUAAGGUGGGACUGUACAACGGGCUUCCUCAGUACGAAGGACACGGAGAUGCCACAGAUGGAGCAAACCACAACAACUGUGGCCACCGUGGUUCUACCCCUUUCAGUAGUGGCAUCCCCGCAAUUAUAAACAACAACAGUAACGAUGCACACACCCGAAACGGAGACCUCCUAUCCAUGGCAAAAUUUUCAAACGUAAAGGGAUUAAUGCAAUACGUGAAAAAUGAAUACAAUGAUGAAUCUCAUAACGGAAACCAUGCAUCAGCAAAUACGACCAAGAGGAAAAAAGGAAUAAAAAAAAAUACAACCAAUAAUAAUAAAAGUGUGGAAAAAAGAAAUAUAAAAAAAUAUGGAACCGUUAAUAAAACCAAUACCAAAAUUAUAAAAAAUGAAAGCGAUUUUGAAUACCUGUUGGAGUUAUCUGAUAAAGAAGGACCUAACCUAGAAAAUCCCGAUGAUCUAAAAUGUGAUGUCGCAGGUGUUUAUUGGGACAAGAGAAGUUGGAUUGCUUCCUGGUAUGACAAUGGCAAGCGUUAUUAUAAAUCCUUCUCUGCAAAAACACAUGGAUUUUAUAAGUCUAAAUUCUGGGCAAUCAAAGUUAGACUCUCCAAAGUUAAAGGCCAAACCAUAUUCGGGAAGAAUUGCCGCAAGAAUAAGGACACCGAUGCCAGUAACCCUCUUCAUAAUAACCUCCCCUUUAAUAGCUCAAUUGUAAGUGAGAACAAUAACGUACUUCUUGGGAAUAUUUAG
Messenger RNA from Plasmodium knowlesi strain H, 5322 nucleotides. RefSeq names its product AP2 domain transcription factor AP2-O, putative. Gene Ontology annotation, biological process: regulation of DNA-templated transcription. The coding region runs from base 1 to 5322 and encodes 1773 amino acids. Lineage: Eukaryota; Apicomplexa; Aconoidasida; Haemosporida; Plasmodiidae. Gene Ontology annotation, molecular function: DNA-binding transcription factor activity. The record is from RefSeq and is a predicted model, not a curated record. The transcript has a single exon.